AUGUAUGGUUGUUUGGCGCUGAAAUACGAGUCUUUGCUUUUGCGGGAAGUCAAGUCUUCAGAUUGCCAAUUUCUACAAGUUUCAUGUAUGGAAUGGCUAAAUUUCGCUGAGCGCUUGCUUGAUAAUGGCUUUUAUCCUAUUGCUAGACAGGCAUGUGAAAACGCUUUGUUGCACAUUAAAAAGGAUGAUGGUGAAUUCUCCGGAAACAAAAGAAUAAAAAGACUCAGGGACCAUGCUGUCAUAUGCGCAGCUUCUGGUUCUGUCCAGGCUCUGGCAACAGAAUACUUGAAAAGGAAAACAAUUGAGAAGAGCAACAUAUCUUCUCCAAUUAGUAAAGAAGCGCAAUGUAUGGCUAGCUCUCUGUUCCGAAAUGGAAUCAAGAAGCGAAAUGUACGACAAUUGCUUGAAUCCCAACGUACGCGUGUACCAGAAAUUUUUAAGUUCACUGCCCCCUGAAACGAUCAUGUGGAUGACGCUAUGCUACUCAUAAAUGAAUGAGCUAAUUCUCUUUAACCAAAAGAAUGUAUGCUUGGAUUCGCUCACCACAUUGAUCAGGUUAGCUGUAAUAAAAUUGUGAAUUAUUGUUUUGCAUAAUUUGGUCAGGAACGGCCACCCAAUUAAGAGCAGUGUUUGACAUGGAAGAAUAUGGUAGUCAUUGAUGUCCCGUUUUGCGUAUAUCAUGCUUCCUUUGAUUUAGACUAGCCAUGCCAAGGUCUGAUAAAGAUAAUUAGCAUUACUGGAGCAUUUGCUUGAUCAUAUGAAUGUAAUGAAAUAAAUUCCUAGUGAUAACCUGAGCCCAUCUUGGAGAGAACUUGAUUGCAAUUAUUAUUCC
This is a messenger RNA of Manihot esculenta (cassava), 832 nucleotides long. RefSeq names its product protein DOUBLE-STRAND BREAK FORMATION. Lineage: Eukaryota; Viridiplantae; Streptophyta; Magnoliopsida; Malpighiales; Euphorbiaceae. The transcript has 4 exons. The record is from RefSeq and is a predicted model, not a curated record. Bases 1 to 456 code for a protein of 151 amino acids. Gene Ontology annotation, biological process: meiotic DNA double-strand break formation.